This is a messenger RNA of Lactuca virosa, 3260 nucleotides long. The record is from the annotation of a GenBank genome assembly. Lineage: Eukaryota; Viridiplantae; Streptophyta; Magnoliopsida; Asterales; Asteraceae.
AUGGAGGUUGCUAAUAACUUGAUUGGAAAAGUCGUGGAUUUGGUGUUCGGACUAGUUAAGCAGGAGAUUGACUACGUCCGGAAUUGCACUGAAAAUAUUAACAAGCUGAGGAAUGAAGCUCAAAAGCUCAACGAUAUGAAGGGCAUGGUUCAACAACGAAUCCAUUUAGCUAAAGAUAAAGGAGAUCGUCUCUUAGAUGGUGUGCAGAACUGGAUCGAAAAGGCCGAAGCUGAAGUUUCCAAGGCCGGGAAGUUUCUUGAAGGAGAAGCUAAUGCCAAGAAGACAUGCUUCAACUUACGACUAUGUAUCCACGAAGAUGGCAAAACAUAUGAGAGUUGUGUCUCCCUUCCUGCUCCAACCCCAAGUUUCGUAGACCUAUACGAACGGAAGAAUCUUGAUGAUAUCAAUACCCACAAGUUUAUUUUGGAUGAAAUCAUUGAAGCUCUCUCAGAUGAAAGCAUACAAAUCGUUGGAAUCUACGGCUUAGGAGGUGUAGGAAAAACAACGUUAGCCAAGGAAGUUGUUGCAGAAGUGAAGAAUCUAUUUGCAGAUAUCGUGUUUAUAACCGUCUCACAAACUGUAGACACUAAAAGGAUUGACAAAGAUGUCGAAGCGGCAGCAAAGCGAAUAAUCAAUGGCGACAAGGUUCUAAUCGUUUUAGAUGACAUAUGGGAGGAACUAUUACUCUCUGAUGUAGGCAUUCCGUGUGGGAAUGACCACAAGAACUGCAAGAUUUUGUUAACGUCAAGAAGCAAAAAUCUAUGUGAAGCAAUGAAUGUGCAACGUAAUAUCUGUGUAAACACAUUGAAGGAAGAUGAAGCGUGGAUCCUUUUUAAACGAGUGGUUGGUGAAAGAUUAGACAAAGACACAAGACUGAAAAAAAUCGCAAAAGCUGUCGUUCAAGAAUGUGGUGGAUUGCCGCUCAUCAUUCAAGUUGUCGGAAGAGCCUUACGAAACAAACCCACUGAUCUAUGGGAGGCGACGCUUGAUCGACUACAAAAUCAUGCCCCUUUAGAUAUUGCUCCUGAGAUAAGGAAAGCAUUUACUCAAUUGAAGCUGAGCUAUGACUAUCUUGAAAGUGAAGAAGCUAAAUCGUGCUUCUUACUAUGUUGUAUGUUCAAACAAGCUGGAUCCGUGUAUUUGACAGAUUUGGUAAGCUAUGGGGUGGGUCUAGCGAUAUUUAGUGAUCUCAUAAGCCUUCAGGAUGCGAGAAAUAGAGUUCAAAUUGCAGUUGACACUCUCAAAUCCUCUUUCUUGUUAUUGCCUUCGGAGAUCAUACAAUGUGUUCAAAUGCACGACGUUGUUCGUGAUGUGGCUUUGUUAAUAGCUUCUAAAGGUAAAGACAAAUUUUUCGUGGCUGUUGGAAAAGGUUUGACUGAAUGGAAACCAAGAAAGAACACCUCAGAAAGCUACACGAAGAUCUCGCUCUUGUUUAAUAAAAUUCGUGAGCUUCCAGAUGAUGAACUUCAUUUCCCACUUCUUGAUACCUUAAAUUUACGAGGCAAUGAAGUUUCAGUUAUCCCCGAUAAAUUCUUUGGAGGCAUGAGAGAAGUGAAAGUUCUAGAUUUGUCUUUGAACCAGAUCUCCUUCCUUCCCCAAUCUCUGAAACUGCUCACAAAACUCCGCAUGCUUGAUCUAAGUUAUAACAAUGGCCUCCAUGAUAUUUCUAUGCUUGGGGAGUUAAAAGACCUUGAGAUUUUAAUGCUUGGAUUUACUGGAAUUGAAAUCAUUCCUGAAGAGAUCGGUCAAUUGACCAGUUUAAGGUUGCUGCAUCUUGAGUCUUGUGAGGAUCUGUCUCAUAUAACACCUGGUGUCUUAUCAAGGCUCACUUCUUUGGAAGAGUUGCACAUUUUAGACUGCGCUGGAGAUUUGGCUCAACUUGGUCUUGUAGAACUAAGUACGUUGAAGUCGUUCAAAAUUCUGUAUUUAUUUGCGUCUAAUCCUGGAUUUUUCUCCCAAGGUACUGCCAACUUGGAAACUUUAACAGACUUUUAUAUUCAAAUUGGUUACAUAUCAGAGAGUAUUUUUGACAUACAUAAUUCUCAUAUACAACGCAUACUCUCUAUUGCGGGUAAUGAGAUCGCAUGUAUGAGGCCAAUGAAGAAACUGAUUCAGACAAGUGAGCAUAUUGUGUUGGACACGAUAGAAGAUAUCGAAAGCAUCCUACCAUGCUUGUAUCAAGAGAGUUUUAAUGAUUUAAAAUCUAUUAAGUUAAGUAAUUGUCCCAAUGUUUCACACUUGGUGAAAACAAGAGAUGGAGAAGCAAUGCAAAACUUUGGUGAAGGGGAAACAAAGGAGAAGUUUUUUGCCCAAAUGGAAGAAAUUAUCUUGGUAUGUCUGAAAGGCUUGGAGCUUCUAUGGGAUUGCCCACAUCAAUAUAUAAGCUUUGGUAGUCUACAAACAAUCAAAAUUAUAGAUUGCCCCUCCUUGGUAAGUCUAUUUCCAGUUGAUGUAGCACAAGGGCUUGUGAAUUUAAGUGAUAUAGAGAUUCAAGAUUGUGAUAAUCUUGAAGUGGUGAUUUCGGCCAAUGAUGAACAUACAACUUAUGGUGAAAUUGAGCAAACAGAAGGCACUGAAACUGAUGCAGAAACCGUGUUCCCUUGGCUUACCAGUGUUACAUUGAGUCGUUUGUCCAGACUCGAGAGCUUCUACUCUGGUCAUUCUGCCAUCAAAUAUCCUUCUUUGAAGUUUAUAAAGGUGAAACGUUGUCUAAGCAUGAUGAGAUGGGGUCAUGGAGUCCAUGAUAUACCUAACAUCAAAUUUCAUGAUCAAGGAAGAGAUUGUUCAAUUAAUGAUAUCAUCCCAAAUCAGGCCAGUGGAGAAAUAGAAUUUGGAAGUCUAAAAUGAUGAUUAAGAAAGUACAUGAUGAAAAUAAUGAAGAAUAAGCUGUUGCAAAAAGAAGGCACUAUCCUUGGGAAGGUCUUGCAGAACAACCAACAGAUGUGAAAUGAAAGAUGUUGAUGUUGCAAGAUACAUAUUGAGUGCCAUGAUUGUGUAUUAUUUAUGAAGUUAUUGUUUGUUAUUUGGUGAAAUAUAUUGUAUUGUUGUAUUGGGAAUUUUGCUUAAAAUGGUAAAAAGAUAUGGUGUGCAGUUGUACUUCUUCAAGGGUUGAACUUGUGAAACUAAAUAGUUGUAGGGGUGCACCUCGUUUCUGUGAAAGUUGAUAAAAGCGUGGAUUUUAACAUUGUUCGGGUUUACAAGUAUGGUUUGGGUUUUACUUGACAACUUUCAACCUGAUAUAUAUAAUGUUGAGUGAAGGC